Molecule: messenger RNA, 2834 nt
Organism: Cyprinus carpio (common carp)
Lineage: Eukaryota; Metazoa; Chordata; Actinopteri; Cypriniformes; Cyprinidae
Product: protein NLRC3-like
Exons: 7
Coding region: 471-2834 (787 amino acids)
Source: RefSeq, a predicted model, not a curated record
UUGCAAGUGAUGAAUCUGUAGGCAUCCAGCAUCUGUCAGGUAAUUAUUUGUGCACUUUCUGUCCAAAUGAUCCAUAACACCUCAUUCUCACCAGCAAGGACAUGAAACUACUGUGUAUCUUUUCCAUUAUUUGUCAGAAUUUUUCAGCUACUGCUUCAUCCCUAAUAUGUAGUUGACAUUACACUGAAUUAUCUGUGCAACUACAACAGUACAUUUUCCUGAGAAUUCAUCUUUCUAAGGAACCAGAUCAGUGUGUGUGUGUGUGUGUGUGUGUGUGUGUGUGUGCGCGUGUGUUGAUGUCUGACUGUCAUUCUUCUGAUUCUCAUGUCUCUUCCUGAAAGAAAACAGGAAGCAGGUUUCACUUGUUUUACAGAAGUGAAAGAAAUUUCAGAGCAGCUAUUCAACACAACAGUUCAGAGGAGGAAAUAGAAAUAUCUAGAAAUAUUGUUUGAGCUGUGAAAUGGUGAAAGAUGAUGGCAUCUGUUGAAGAACUGCUUCUGAAGUCGCUGGAGGAAUUGGUCAAAGAAGAUCUGAAGAAGUUUCAGUGGCACUUAAAGAAACAUGAGUGUAUAUCAACGUCUGAAAUGGAGGAUGCAGAUCGAUUAAAAACAGUGGAUAAGCUGGUGGCGUGUUUUGGACCAGAAGAAGCUGUGAAGAUCACGGUCGGCAUCCUGAAGAAUAUGGGCAUGAAUGACCUGGCUGUGCAGCUGGAGAAAAAACACAAGCAAGCUGAUAAAUUUCCAGUCCAAAUGAGAAGCAGUGCUCAGCCUGGAGCCAAUGUUGUUGAAGUGAAAGCUGAAACAGGUGCAAGUGUAAAUGCUCCUGUACUCACUGGAAGCACCUUCACUGGACCAGAAAACUUCAUGUACAGCUCACAUGCUGCAGGAAACGAUAAACACAAAUGCUCAGAGACAGCAGAGAAUAACAGAGAAAAACAAGGCUCUGCAGAGGACAGUAAAGCUACUCAUAAUGAUUACACAAAGGUCUUGAAGGACAAGUUAAAACAGCACUGUGAGCGGAUAUUGAUUGGUAAUUCACAGACGGGUCAUAAUAAAUACCUGGAUGAUAUUUACACUGACUUAUAUGUGGUGGAGAAUCAGACUGGAGGAAGAACGAAUGAACACGAGGUGAGACAGAUCGAAUCAAAUCACAACCGACUGACUGCCAAGGACAAGCCGAUCCAGUGUAAUGACAUGUUCAAAGACCAUAUGGGUCGACGAAACAGAAAAGUGCUGACAGUGGGGAUUGCAGGAGUGGGAAAAACUGUCUCUGUCAAGAAAUUCAUCCUUGACUGGGCUAAAGGAAAAGAAAAUCAAGAUAUAGACUUCAUUUUUCCACUCCCAUUCCGUGAACUGAAUUUGAUUAAAGAGGAGUACAGUCUUAUGGGAUUGCUUCACAGAUUCUGCUUUAGUGGCCUUAAAGAGCUGACAUCUCUUCCUGAAGAUGGCAAUAAGGUCAUGUUCAUCUUUGAUGGGCUGGAUGAAUGUCGCUUCACUUUGAGCUUUGAAGAGGGUGACUGUUUUACAGAUGUUAAUAGAAAAACAACAGUGAGUAAGAUAGUUACAACCCUAAUCAAGAAUCAUCUGGUUCCCUCUGCUCUCAUCUGGAUCACAUCCAGACCAGCAGCAGCCAGUCUGAUACCCCGAGAAUACAUUGAUCAGGUGACAGAGGUACGAGGAUUCAGUGAUGAGCAGAAAGAGAAGUACUUCAUCAAAAACAGCAGUCCUGAGGUUGCUGAGAACAUCAUCCGUUACAUCAGAAAAUUCAGAAGUCUGUACAUCAUGUGUCACAUCCCGGUCUUCUGCUGGAUCUCUCUCACUGUUCUUCAGCCUCUGCUGGUUGUGCUCGAGAGUGAAAUGACAAAAAAAACACUCACAGGGAUGUACACAAACUUUUUAAUUUCUCAGAAGCAACAGAUGAAAACAAAAUAUUGCAAGGAUCCUAAAACUAAACGUAGAGUCAUGUCUUUUGAUGAGAUUAUUCUGAAGCUUGGGAAACUGGCCUUUAAACAACUACAGAAAGGUAAUCUGAUUUUCUACAAAGAAGAUCUUGAGGAGUGUGGACUAGAUGUCAAUGAGGGGUCUGUGUACUCUGGGUUAUGUACCCGGAUGUUUCAGGAGGAAAAAUCUAUGUCAGAGAGAAAUGUUUAUAGCUUCAUACAUCUCAGCAUCCAGGAAUUACUUGCUGCUCUCUAUGUGUUUUUUAUUAACAAAAACAAGAAAGCAAACCCAUUUCUUAAAUCCUGGAAAAAACUGACAUGUAUCCUAUCCAAAAAGCCACUGUUUGAACUUCAUAAAGCUGUAGUCAAUGAGGCUUUACAAAGUGAGAAUGGACACCUGGACCUUUUCCUCCGAUUCCUCCUGGGUCUCUCACUGGAGUCCAAUCAGAGAGACCUGAAGGAACUACUGCCAGCACUGGAGCUCAGAACAGAGGACACCAAAGACACUGCUGACUAUAUCAAAGAGAAAAUAGAGAUGGAGGAAUCAACAGAGAGGACCAUCAAUCUGUUCCACUGUCUGAAUGAACUGAAUGAUGACUUUGUGGAGGAAAUCCAGAAGAAUCUGAGCUCUGGAAAACUUUCAGAGCAGAAUCUCUCCUCUGCUCAGUGGUCAGCUAUGGUGUUUGUGCUCCUCAUGUCAGAAGAGACUCAGGAGAAAUUUGAACUGCAGAAAUACAGAAGAUCUGAUGAAGCACUGAUGAGACUGCUGCUAGUCAUCAAAAACACCAGAAGAGCACUGCUACAGAGCUGUAAUCUCACUGCUCAGUCUUGUGACAGUUUGUCUUCAGCUCUACAGUCAUCAAACUCCUUUCUGAGAGAGCUGGACCUGAUUUAG